CCUCGCCCACGCUCCCAGCUCGGGGGGCCCCUCGGCACCCCCCCGCCCGCACCCCCCAUGCACUGCCCGGCCCGGGGGGGCCCCCCCGCCACGUGAGGGGGGGCAGGGCCACCUCCCCUUUCCCCCCCCGUUCCCGCAGUCCCCAGCCCAGCCAUGAUGUUCCGGGACCAGGUGGGGAUCGUGGCCGGCUGGUUCCGGGGCUGGAGCGAGUGUGAGCAGACGGUAGCACUGCUGGCGCUGCUCAAGCGCGUCACCCGCACCCAGGCCCGCUUCCUGCAGCUCUGCCUCGAGCACUCACUGGCCGACUGCCCCGACAUCCACCUGCUGGAGGCCGAGGCCAACAGCGCCGCUGCCAUCUCCCAGUGGCCGCAGGAGCCGGCCGAGGCGGCGGUGGCCCUGCUGCUGGCCCACCUGCCGCUGCUGCAGCCGGGCAACGCAGCGGCCAAGGCCGAGUACAUGAAGCGGCUGCAGAAGGUGCUGGCGGACGCCAUCGAGAGCAAUCGCUGCGUGGAGGAGUCGCGGCAGCUGCUGUCCUACGCCCUCAUCCACCCGGCCACCACGGCUGAUGACCGCAGUGCGCUGGCCCUGUGGCUCGGACACCUGGAGGAGCGCCUGGCCCCCCCCGGCCCCAACCCGCCGGGGCCCCCCCAGCGCCGGCCCCCAGCCCACGAGUGGCCCCCCGAGCCCCCCGAGCCAGGGGGCGGUGGCGGGGGAAGUGGCACGGCGGGGGGAGGGGGGGUAGCGUGGGCAGAGCAGCAUCCCCCGGGCACGGCCCCCCGGGAGAAUGGACACCCCCCCUUCCAGCCCCCCGGAGGUACCGGGAGAGCAGGGUGGAUCCUGGGGGGAGACGGGGAAACAGCUCUGCCGUGCCAACUGCACCCCAGCCCCCUGAAGCGCUCGCUGGUGCUGGUGCCCGGCAGCCCCCAGCCCGGCCCGGGCGGUGACUGGGCGGGGUCGGGGGGGCCCGAGGACCCCCCUGCGGCUCCCCCCCGCGGCCCCCCCCCACCAUUCGGGGACCACGCGCCGCUGUCCCCGCAGAGCAGCGUGGCCUCGUCGGGCAGCGAGCACACUGAGGAGCCCGGUGGGCGCAACUCCUUCCAGGAGGACGGCAGCGGCAUGAAGGAUGUCCCCUCGUGGCUGAAGAGCCUGCGGCUUCACAAGUACGCGGCGCUGUUCGCACAGAUGAGCUACGAGGAGAUGAUGACGCUGACAGAGCAUCACCUGGAGUCACAGAACGUCACCAAGGGUGCCCGGCACAAGAUUGCCCUGAGCAUCCAAAAGCUGCGGGAGCGGCAGAGCGUCCUCAGGGCACUGGAGAAGGACAUUCUCGAAGGGGGCAACCUGUGGACGGCGCUGCAGGAGCUGCAGCAGAUCCUGGUGACCCCCAUCAAGGCCUUCCGGCCCCCCCCGGCCACACCCCCACCCCCCGGGCCCCCCCCGGACGGGGCACCCCCCGAGACCUUCACACCCUCCCCUGCCCCCGACACCGAGGCCCCUGCGGCCCCGGUCCCUGACGGGGACAUCCCGGGCCAGUUCACGCGCGUCAUGGGCAAGGUGUGCACCCAGCUCCUGGUGUCGCGGCCGGACGAGGAGAAUAUCACCAGUUACCUCCAGCUGCUCGAGAAGUGCCUGAGCCAUGAGGCGUUCACGGAGACGCAGAAGAAGCGGCUCCAGUCCUGGAAGCAGCAGGUGCUGAAGCUGCUCCGCGCCUUCCCCAAGAAGGGGCCCCUGGACGGCCCCCCUGGAUACCGGGCCCCCAAAAGCUGGGCCUUCGGCUCCAACUCUCUCCCCAUAGCUGGCUCUGUGGGGGGGGGGGCGGCGAGGGGGGGCCGCCCCUUCGCGCUGCCCCCCCGGGCCCUGCCUCCCCCCGCCCGCCUGGGGCUGCUGGGACCCCCCGGGGGGGCCCCUGCCCCCCGACCCCCCCUCGGAGCCCCCCCCAUGGGCACACAGGGACGGCAGAGCCUUUGGUUUGCGGCCGGAGGGGGCCCAGGGGGGUCCCCUGGGAGCCGCGGGGCCGUGCAGAGAACGCACUCGCUGCCCGUGCACAGCUCGGCCCUGCUCGCCUUCCCCCAGGAGUGUCCCCCCCCCGGGACAGACCUGGAGAUCAACCCCACGCUGGAGUCACUGUGUCUGAGCAUGACCGAGCACGCGCUGGGGGACGGCACAGACAAAACCUCCACCAUCUGAUGGCGCCGCCGCCCCCUCCCAAAACUGGGGGAGCACCUCCUUAACACCCCCGCCCCGAACCCCCCCGGAGGGUCCCAAAAACACCUGGGGGGGGGGGGGGUGGGCAGAUUCCCCCAACCACCACGCUCGGGUUUUUGGGGGGGUCCCCGGUGAGGGAGGGGCCCCCCAAGGCCGAUGACCUCACGGGGGUCGGGGGGGCCAUGACACUACAGAGGGGGGGGGCUUUUUUGGUGGGGGGCAGCAGUGGGAGGGUUGUGUUUCCCCUGUUUUUAAAAAUCCCAGGAUUUGAGGGAUUUUUGGAUUUUCCUUUUUUUCGUUUUUUUUUCUUUUUUUUUUUUUUUUUGCCUCUUUAUUAUUAUUAUAUUAUUAUUAAUUAAUUAUUUCUCUCCUGGCCCCCGCGGGGGGGGGGGGGGAUGUGGGGGGGAAACUACGACGACACCCACCCCAAAUUUAGGUACAACACCACCCCCCACCCCCGGGGUGGGGGUACCCCGGCCCCCCCUCGGUACAGCCCCUCCCCCACCCGCCCCUCCUCCCCCUCCUUUGUAGCGCCGCGACCCCAAAAUAGAAAGACAAAAAUCGUUAUUUUAGAUACAUUUUAUUAUGAAUCCUUUUGUUAUGAUAUGGCUGGUAACCAUUGACCUUAUUAAACACAAAAACCAC
Cinclus cinclus is the source of this 2850-nucleotide messenger RNA. It is a transcript of the gene SAMD4B, whose product is annotated as sterile alpha motif domain containing 4B. Gene Ontology annotation, biological process: negative regulation of translation; regulation of mRNA stability; nuclear-transcribed mRNA poly(A) tail shortening. The record is from RefSeq and is a predicted model, not a curated record. Lineage: Eukaryota; Metazoa; Chordata; Aves; Passeriformes; Cinclidae. Gene Ontology annotation, molecular function: protein binding; mRNA binding; translation repressor activity. Gene Ontology annotation, cellular component: P-body.